This is a messenger RNA of Drechmeria coniospora, 414 nucleotides long. RefSeq lists its product as uncharacterized. The coding region runs from base 1 to 414 and encodes 137 amino acids. NCBI's taxonomy places the organism in Eukaryota, Fungi, Ascomycota, Sordariomycetes, Hypocreales, Ophiocordycipitaceae. The record is from RefSeq and is a predicted model, not a curated record. The transcript has a single exon.
AUGGAGAUCUCGGCAGAUGGCCAUGCCACAGCCCCCCAGAUCAGCUUCCAGAACCAUCAGACGGAGCCUGUGUUUCAUGUGCGGCCGACGUGCCAGUUCCCCACCUGCGCCAUUGACCAGAGGGCAAAUCGGACAGCGAUUCUCGCAAAGGGCACCACGCCAUAUGCCAUGCCAGAGUUCGGCAUCGUCGUGGGAGGAGAGCUGAAAUUUGACAGGUUCCACGGCCACCAUUCCGUGCGACCUAUAGUCACGUCGUCCACGAGUGGCGUUAUUUGCGCGCUGGCACCAGAGCUUCCUGGAACCACAAUUACGCCCGUGUGGUCGCACCGACAUGCUGGUGUCGAGCAACGCGUUGGUAAGUCCAGGUGGGGUGUUGGCAAAAUCGUCAUGUGCUGCGUGCGCACGAGGAGUUGA